AUGAUGGAUAAAACAUUGAAAUUUAUAUCGUUUAUUCUUUGGUUAAUUCGUAGUUUUUUAUCAAUAUGGAUUCAUCUUGGUUUUCGUUUAAUAUAUGGUAAUCAAAAAUUUAAAUUACCAUCUAUAACAAAUCAAUUAUUACUUCAACCAGCAACUGUAAUUGCAAAACGUAUUCGUCAAAGACAAAUAACUUCUUAUGAAGUUGUUAAAGCUUAUAUUGAUCGAAUAAAAUCUAUUCAACCAUAUUUAAAUGUUUAUGUUGAUGAAAGAUUUGAACAAGCAUUGGAUGAAGCACGAGAAAUUGAUCGAAUUUUAGAUAAUGAUAAAUCCAUACCUGAAGAAUGGAAUGAAGAACGAGCACCAUUUCUUGGUGUACCAUUUGCAAUUAAAGAAUCAAUGCAAUUUCGUGGUUUUCAUAAUUCAACUGGAAUUGUUUUACGAAAAGAUUUUAUAUGUACUGAAACAGCAAAAGCAGUAGAUAAUAUGUUAAAAUCAGGUGCUAUACUUUUAUGUAAUACAAAUGUUAGUGAAGGUUGUAUGUGGUUUGAAUCCCGAAAUGCUCUUUAUGGUACAACAAAUAAUCCAUAUGAUCUAUCACGUAUUGUUGGUGGUAGUUCUGGUGGUGCUGGUUGUAUUGUUUCAGCAGCUGGUGUACCAUUUGCUGUUGGUUCAGAUAUUGGUGGAAGUAUUCGAUUACCAUCAUUUAUGAAUGGAAUAUUUGGACAUAAAACAACACCUGAUGUUGUUCCAAAUGAAGGUCAAUAUCCUCCACAUAAAGAAUAUCAUCAAAAAUAUCUAUUAGCAACAGGACCAAUGUGUCGUUAUGCAUGUGAUCUACAUCCAAUGCUUCAAGCAUUAGCAGGUCCAGAAAAUAUUAGUAAAUUAUUAGAUUUUAAUACUUCGGUUGAUUUAAGUAAAUUACGUUAUUUUUAUAUUGAUGAAAUGGAUGCUUAUUUUGUUAAUAAAAUUGAUCGAGAACAACGAUUAGCUCAUCGACAAGUCGUUCAAUAUUUUGAACAUAAAUAUAAAGUUCAUGUAACACGUUUACGUUUAAAUCGUCUUCGUUAUGCUGUUCCACUUUGGACAUCAAUGAUGGUUGAUGGACAAUUAUCAACACAUGAUUUUUCUACAACACUUUUUAAUAGUACAUCAUAUUUAACUGCUUAUCAUGAAUUAUUACAAAAAAUUUUAUUUCGUUCAACACAUACAUUACCAGCUAUAGGUCUUGCUAUAUUAGAAGCAUUACCAAAUAAAUAUAAUAAACGUUUUCAUAAAUUAGCACAUAAAUUUUUCGAUGAAAUUCAAGUUUUAUUAGGUAAUGAUGGAAUAUUAUUUUUUCCAACAUUUCCUCAAUCAGCACCAUUACAUGGUUGGCCAUUAAUAAUGAAUACAUUUGAUUAUAUUUAUUGUGGUAUUAUUAAUGCAUUAGGUUUACCAUCAACACAAUGUCCAUUAGGAUUAGAUAGUCAGUGUUUACCUUUAGGUAUACAAUGUAUUGCUGGUCGUGGUCGUGAUCAAUUAACUUUAUGUGUUGCACAAGAAAUUGAAAAAGCUAGAGGAGGUUGGGUAUCACCAAGUCAAAAGAAAUGUAUCUAA
This is a messenger RNA of Adineta steineri, 1596 nucleotides long. NCBI's taxonomy places the organism in Eukaryota, Metazoa, Rotifera, Eurotatoria, Adinetida, Adinetidae. The record is from the annotation of a GenBank genome assembly.